Molecule: messenger RNA, 378 nt
Organism: Didymodactylos carnosus
Lineage: Eukaryota; Metazoa; Rotifera; Eurotatoria; Philodinida; Philodinidae
Source: the annotation of a GenBank genome assembly
AUGGUUUCAUCCUUGAAUGAAAAAUGCGUAGCUAUUGUUGCACUAGAUACUGCUGAAAAAAAAACAACGGUACUUCAGUCGGUUUGUAACAGCCCUCCGAUCUAUUUGGAUGAUCCAAAUUUAAUCAAUGAUCCGAAAAUACAAACAUUUGUCAAGAAGUAUGCUAUUGAACACAUUUCUACUACACACAAUUUACCAUUCGUAAAAGUAGAUAUUACAAAUGUACAAACAAACGGAGAUAAAUAUAAAAUUGAUUUUACCGGACAAGUGAAAUAUGAAAAUGGUGGCACUGAUCGAAAAAUAACAAAAUGUCAAAUUAUUCUGAAUAAUCAAAAACUUUUAUUGGAAUCUAUUUGUAUUAGAUAUCUCUCGUUAUAA